Messenger RNA from Populus trichocarpa (black cottonwood), 3019 nucleotides. RefSeq names its product phospholipase A1 PLIP1, chloroplastic. The record is from RefSeq and is a predicted model, not a curated record. NCBI's taxonomy places the organism in Eukaryota, Viridiplantae, Streptophyta, Magnoliopsida, Malpighiales, Salicaceae. The coding region runs from base 695 to 2833 and encodes 712 amino acids. Gene Ontology annotation, biological process: lipid metabolic process. Gene Ontology annotation, molecular function: glycerophospholipid phospholipase A1 activity. The transcript has 7 exons.
ACGAACAUUCCCAUCGAUCUGUGGCAAAAACAGAAUCCCAUUUCGAGAGAGAGUAGAGAACGAUUCAAACAAACAUUUUUUGUAUACAUAUUCCGAAAACAAGUGAACAAAUAGAGGCUUACCUGUGUUUCAGAGCAUCUCUUGUCUUGUCCAAAUUCAAUCACACACCCCAUGAAUGUUUUUGUGCCACCUUCUCUGUAAAUUGAGUUAGUGCAUUUCUUGUUGCAACACAAGCACGUAGCCUCCCUCACAUUUUCACUCUCUCUCUCUCUCUCUCGCCCCCUCUGUAAAUUUGGAUUGCCAUUUUCACUACUUCGAUCCUUCUCUGGAGAUAUAUGGUCUCCCAUUUUGGUAGGAAGCAUGCAUGGUCGCAUCGGUGCACAGCAAGAAGAUAAUUUAAGACUGUAGUAGGUAGCAGAGGACGGACAUUUCCAAGCAUGGGAGAUGCCGAAAUUUGAAACGUAGACCGAGUCAAGGCACCCAUCGAGAUCAGCAACAUUAAGCUUGAUUGCAGGAAAUCCGCCAAACCUUAAGAUAGCUAGAGAGGCGGAGACAGAGAAGAAGAGAGGGAAGAAGGGAGAUUUUACUAACAAAGGUGGGUUUUCGGGAUGUCUCAAGUAGCUAGAAGAGACCCUUCACAACUUAAAAUUUUACUUUAAAGAGUUAGAAAGGCAUCGACUGUUACAUUCAAGUCAUGGCAUGCAAUUCAAUGGCCAUUCCCUCCUCCCCAGCGACUACAGCACAAAAGGAUGUGUUCAAAGAACACGAUGGUCUUUUCCGUUCAAACUCUGGCAAGGACUUCUGCAACCGAGCCACUAUGCAGAGAUCCUAUUCAGAUAACCACCUCUGUUAUUCCAUUAACCGUGUACGAGCUGAAUCAACACAACCAAAGCUAAAGAGCAGCCGAUCAGUUGGGAUUUUCCCAUUUCAAAUUGCUAGCUCCAUUAUCCCAACAUCACUUCGGUCAUUUCUGUUUGACCCAGAGACAAGCAAGGACAUGAAUGUUGCGAAGGAUGGAAUUGAAAUAUCGUCAGAUAAGGGUGGGAAUAUAGGGGACAAUUCAGACGACGGCAGUGCUAACGAUGAACUAGGAGAGGUAAAGAGAGCAAAUUGGGUGGAGCGGAUUUACGAGAUCGGAAUUCAUCGGAGGAAGAGACAACAGAAAGAGGAUAUAUAUGGAAAAGAGUCAUCUGAUGCCAACAAAAAUGGUGAUAGCAAUUGUGAGGGUGGUUGCACGGUAGACUACAACUCAGAAGAGGAAGGAGGAGAAACAAAAUAUGAUCGGGAAACGUUUUCAAGAUUUUUGGCUCCCGUUGCAUGGUCUGAUAUCAAGCUAUUCUCAAAGCUGGCUUUCUUGUGCAACAUGGCUUACGUUAUACCAGAGAUUAAGGCCAUGGAUUUGAGGAGAUAUCAUGGCCUACACUUUGUAACAUCUUCUUUAGAGAAGAAGGCGGAGGCUGCUGCCAUGAAAGAGAAGCUCGAUCAGGACUCUACUCACGUCCCGGCAGCUGCUUCUGUAGUUGCCAAAUCCAACCCGCAGAACACAGAGGAACCUGAGCAGAAGCACCCAAUACGGUCAUCUGUUGCUUAUGGGAUUGCUGCCUCAGCAGCAUCUUAUGUCCAAUCACAUGCACGAGGCCUUCUUUGUCAUGGCGCUCAACCUCAGCAGGAAGGUGAGUGUGCUGAUUCAAGCAGUACUGGAAACCAACCAGUUGAGGACAGAGACCGACCAGUUGAAGAUUGUGAGAGAUCUCAACGAGUAUAUAAAAAAUCAGAGGUGGCUGCUUACGUUGCAGCUUCAACUAUGACAGCAGUGGUUGCAGCUGGGGAGAAGGAAAAACAGGAGGCAGCAAGGGACCUUCAGUCACUUCACUCGGCACCUUGUGAAUGGUUUGUUUGUGAUGACAUAAGGACGUACACACGAUGCUUUGUGAUCCAGGGAUCUGACUCCCUUGCAUCUUGGCAGGCAAACCUCCUAUUUGAACCAGCUAAGUUUGAGGGUACAGAUGUGCUUGUCCACAGAGGAAUUUAUGAAGCGGCAAAGGGAAUUUAUGACCAGUUCGUGCCAGAAAUUAUGGAACACUUGAACAAGUAUGGAAAGCGUGCUAAGCUUCAAUUUACUGGCCAUUCUCUAGGGGGUAGCCUCUCUCUUUUAGUUCACUUGAUGCUACUAACCAGAAAGUUUGUCAAGCCCUCCACUCUUAGGCCAGUGGUCACUUUUGGCUCACCAUUUGUAUUCUGUGGAGGCCAAAAAAUCCUAAAUCAUUUGGGGUUGGAUGACAACCAUGUACAUUGUGUAGUGAUGCAUAGAGAUAUUGUCCCAAGAGCUUUCUCCUGCAACUACCCCAACCAUGUGGCACUAGUCCUCAUGCGAUUAAGUGGCUCCUUCCAGUCACACCCUUGUCUAAUUAAGAAUAAAUUUUUGUACUCUCCACUUGGGAAAUUAUUCAUACUCCAACCUGAUGAGAAGUCAUCUCCUCCACACCCUUUACUGCCUCCAGGCAGUGCACUGUAUGCUUUCAACAAAACCCAAUAUGGGUUCUCUGCAAGUGCCAUAAAGGCAUUCCUGAAUUGUCCCCACCCACUGGAAACUCUUAGUGAUCCUAAAGCCUACGGCUCAGAAGGUACAAUUUUAAGAGACCAUGACUCAAGCAACUACCUAAACGCAGUGAACAAGGUUAUAAGGCAAAACUUAAAGAUGGUUCGUAAAGUACAAGAGCAGAGGAAUCAAUUGUGGCCAUUGCUGGCCUCACCGUCUCCACAUUCAUGGAACCAUGAAAACACUCUGGAAAAGAGUGUGCUAGGGACCAAGGAAGUCAUGACUCGUGUCUGAAGCUCUUUUGCAGGGUUCUCCCCUGGUUAGAUAUGCACAAGACACUGACGAGAGAAUUUUCUGUUUCUCCUUUCAUCUGUUUGUACAUACAGUCAAUAUGUAAAGCCAAUAAACUCUUGCAUCUGUACUUAUCAUUCGUCCUCAUUGAAUAACGCCUUGGUGAAAUCCAAUAUUUCUUGUAGCAAA